AUGAAUGGAGUAUUUGCGGUUUACAAGCCAUCGGGCAUCUCCUCUGCAAAAUGUAUAGGCGAACUUCAAGAGAUAUUUACCAAAUCCAAAACUUUUGCUCUCGAUUUAAAGGCAAUGAAAGAUAAAGUAUUGUACGAUCUAAGUCGAGACAAGAAAUGGAAGAACCGUGCACAAAAGAAAGCCGAUAGUACCAAGAUUAAGAUUGGACAUGGUGGGACAUUGGAUCCAAUGGCUAGCGGUGUUUUGGUUGUUGGAGUUGGAUUGGGUACAAAGAAGUUGCAGUAUUACUUAUCUGAAUGCCAAAAGACUUAUGAAACAAAAGCUUUGCUAGGUAUAUCCACAACAACAGGUGAUGCUGAAGGUGAGAUUAUAACAAAGACGAAUGUUGAUCAUAUAACCCCUGAAUUGGUGAAGCAGACGGUGAAAAAGUUUGUGGGAGAUAUUAAACAAACACCGCCCAUUUUCUCAGCUUUGAAGGUUAAUGGGAAGCCACUUUAUGAGUAUGCUAGACAAGGAUUACCGUUGCCGAAGGAGAUAAAAGUGAGAGAAGUAAGAAUAAACGAUAUCAAGGUCAUCGACGAUGAUUUGCUUUCAACAGACCAUGAGUUUACCAAACUCAAGAGUGAGUUGGAUGAAAAUGGUGUACCAAAGGAACAUGGAUUGAUGAAUAAUCCCACCUUGAAUGAUUCUCCUUUGUACUAUUCCAAAGAGUACUUAGAAUCUUCGGAAGGCGAUCUAGGUGAUGUUAGGCCAAAACUACUAGGAGAUGACCAGCACCAACCGGAGAAGUUGCCAUUGAUACAUUUUGUAUCGGACGUCUCAUCAGGCACAUACAUUAGAAGUUUGAUUAGUGAUAUUGGCAGAGCCAUGGAAUCUGCAGCUUACAUGGUUGAAUUAAUCAGAGUUAAACAGUCGGAGUGGCAAUUGGAGAAAAAUGUAUUUAGAAUGGAGGAUUUUGACAAAAGUGAGGACAUAUGGGGUCCAAUUUUGAAAAAAGUGUUGGAUCAAGGUGGAGAAAAUGUAGACUUGGCAACAGAGUUUGCUGCAUUAGAUAGACAGGUUGAAACUACGGGAAAAGGGGAAAUAGAAUCUAAGGAAGAAUCAAAUGAUGAUGAUGAUGCACCACGAGGAGAAAAGAGAACAAUUGAUAAAGUUGAAAAAUGA
Messenger RNA from Lodderomyces parapsilosis, 1164 nucleotides. It is a transcript of the gene PUS4, whose product is annotated as pseudouridine synthase. Gene Ontology annotation, biological process: mRNA pseudouridine synthesis; tRNA modification. Gene Ontology annotation, molecular function: pseudouridine synthase activity; RNA binding. Lineage: Eukaryota; Fungi; Ascomycota; Pichiomycetes; Serinales; Debaryomycetaceae. The transcript has a single exon. Bases 1 to 1164 code for a protein of 387 amino acids. The record is from RefSeq and is a predicted model, not a curated record. Gene Ontology annotation, cellular component: mitochondrion.